CAUGAGCCCUUGCGUUGCACCUGCUCGCAUUCACCCCCUCGGCCUCGCCAUAGCCUUUCUUUCCCAGCUUACGCUCACCCUCUGUUUACAGGCGGGACGGUGUGAGUGAGUGUGCGCUUGGGUGGGUGUUUGCCGAGACCUUCGUGGUAGUGGUGUCUGCUUGCUGAAUUCCGAUUGCCCACCUGGGAGCAUGAGGAACGGUGUGCAUAAAUAUUCUUCGUCCAGAAACGAAGACAUGGCCAAGUACAAUGAUCGUGGUAGUUACGCACAGACGUACAAGCUGGUCGUUGUUGGUGCAGGUGGUGUAGGGAAAUCCGCCAUCACUCUACAGUUUAUUCAGAGCUAUUUUGUGACUGACUAUGACCCCACCAUUGAGGACUCCUACACAAAGCAGUGCGUCAUUGAUGACCAGGUUGCCAAACUCGACAUUCUGGACACUGCAGGACAAGAGGAAUUCAGUGCUAUGAGAGAGCAGUACAUGCGGUCAGGGGAAGGCUUCCUCCUCAUCUUCUCUGUCACUGACAGAAAUUCCUUUGAUGAAAUCUACCGUUUUCAUAGACAGAUCCUCCGUGUCAAAGAUAGAGAUGAGUUCCCUAUGCUUGUUGUUGGGAACAAGGCUGAUCUGGAUCAUCAGCGCACAGUAUCUCCAGAUGAAGCAAGACAAAUGGCAGCCCAAUUAAAGGUGCCAUAUGUGGAGUGCAGUGCCAAACACAGAAUCAAUGUGGACCAAGCAUUUCAUGAAUUGGUUCGCAUCAUUAGAAAAUUUCAAGCAGCAGAACGUGUCCCACAUCGACCAAGCCACAAGAAUACCAAAAACAGAUGCCUCCUCUUGUAGUGUACCAUCUACAUCAUCUUUUCUCCAGCAUCCUCAUCUUUUUUUUUAUCAUGUCUAUAUCCUGUUCCAAGCUGUGGUGGACAUCAAUGACCUCUACAUUUUUCAUCCAUGGUGCUAAGGAAUGCCCUCCAUAUGGUUUCUAUUCUCCCUUCAUAAGAGAUAAUAAUGUUU
Molecule: messenger RNA, 1006 nt
Organism: Darwinula stevensoni
Lineage: Eukaryota; Metazoa; Arthropoda; Ostracoda; Podocopida; Darwinulidae
Source: the annotation of a GenBank genome assembly